This is a messenger RNA of Protopolystoma xenopodis, 246 nucleotides long. NCBI's taxonomy places the organism in Eukaryota, Metazoa, Platyhelminthes, Monogenea, Polystomatidea, Polystomatidae. The record is from the annotation of a GenBank genome assembly.
AUGGUGAAGGCGAUGCAUAUAGAAUUUACGAGACCGUUCGUCACAGCCCGACCAGUACCACUGCCUUCGGACGCUGCAUUUGUGGUUGUGCAUAGCGGCAUCAAGUCAAAAAAGGCCGUUGGCAACAAGUUCAACCACCGAGUAGCUGAGUGCCGUCUGGCUGCCAGGAAUCAUAUUCCAUGUUUAAAUGGUAAUGUCAAUCCGAGUGGCUCACUCGUAUUCUUGCCAGAUUUGGCGUCUCGUUAA